AUGCGGGUUUGUGGUCACCGCUUAUUUAGGGUAACAUUUAUCUCACGAGUUGUUAAACAGGCCUCUCUCCCGACGAAUGACCCAGCACCUGUCCAAGGGUUUUAUUCUUCCCUGCAGUAUGAUGACUUUGGCGCUCUGGAUGUCCCGGAUUUAACAGCAACACUUCUUCCAUUUCAAAAAGAGGGUGUUUACUGGAUGGUGCAGCGAGAGCAUAACCAUGUUGGAGGAAUCAUGGCGGAUCACUUGGGAAUGGGAAAAACGGUACAAAUGAUUGGUUUGUGUCUUUCAUCACAUCAUUUUAACAAGGUUGUUAAUGGAACAGUUCAUCAAAAAAUGCAAACAAAAGCUGCUGGUUAUCGUCUGCUCACUGUUAUUCGACAGCUACAACGUAUAAGUGUUAUUGCAAAUUGUUCAAGGAUAAAUCGUCCAGCGAUGGAGCUUCAAUCUUUAAUGAGCAAAAUUGACGAAAAUGCAAAUCCGAAGGAUGAGGUAAUAGCAUUUGUUCGUCAAGAAGUUGAUAAGUGGCUUAAGUUUGCCAGUAAAUUUCAUCCUUUGUAUGAAAAACGAGCGACGACAUUUUUGGACGACGAGCGAAAAAGAUCCUUUGACUUGAUUGAAUCGGAGGAACUUCGAACUCUUGUUGUUGUUCCUGCAGCACUGAUGUUACAAUGGAAAAGUGAAAUUGAGUCUAAAGUGAAAUCAUCUCGAGGAUUAAGGGUUUUUUUGUAUCAUGGAGUGAACAAGUUAAUUACGAACACUGAGUUGGAGUUGUUUGACUUUGUUGUUACUACCUAUGAUACCCUAACAAAUUCCGCCCAAUUUGCACUAACACCCAUAUUUGAUGAUAAAAAUGUGUCAUUCAACAGAAAAGAAGCAGGACCUUUGUUUCAUGUGAGAUGGAAACGCAUUAUUCUGGAUGAAGCACACAUGAUUCGUCACGCUAACACACAGCGCUGGCGAGCUGUUAAAGAAUUACAGGGAUUUCAUCGGUGGGUUGUUACAGCGACACCUCUUCACAAUACUGUUGAAGAUAUUCAGAAUCUUCUUCAUUUUGUUGGCUUACCUCGUCUACCUUUACUUCCAGGCUGUAAUCCAGAGGAAGUUCUUAAUGACCCUGUUUUGCAGCGGGGCAUAGCUCGUUCAAUACAACCUGCUUUUUUGCGUCGUGGACCAGUCAUGAUCCGUAAUGGGAAGAAGGAAGUUUUGGUUGAUCUUCCUCCCAAAACAGAGAUUGUUGUGAAGAAGCGUUUUUCUAUUCAAGAAUCUAAGCAAUACAAUAGUAUUCUUGCUCGCUCGAGAACUGCAUUAGCGUCUUCGGAACGCAGGGAAGGUGCUUUUCAUAUUUUUGCUAUGAUGACGCGUUUGCGACAAGCCUGUUGUCACCCAUGGAUUAGCGAAGGCCGAGCACUAUCUGUAUCUGUCUGCGGCAUUUGUAAAAGCGAGGCGGUGUCAGCGGUAACUACCAAAUGUGGUCAUUGUUUUUGUCACGAAUGUCUUUUUUUCCGUUUUCGUGAGGCUGUUGAUGGUGAAAAUAUGGCUGUAAGAUUGCCUUGUCCUACAUGUGGGACUACUAUUACCAACAGCUCUGUUUUUAGAAACAACACUCUCACCUCUGCAGAACGUAUUGCAAACUUUAAAAAGCGCAAGUUGGAGAUGAGCACGAAACUACAAAUGGUAUUGGAUUCUAUUGAUUUGAUGAGAAAAGAAUAUCCCGAUGACAAGAUGAUUAUUUUCUCACAUUUUACUUCUUUCAUGGAUGUUAUAUCAGUGGCUCUUGAUGGGUUGAAUAUUUCACACUUACGGUUGGAUGGUACAAUGACACUGAGUAAUCGCAAUGUUGUCAUUCGUCGUUUUCAAACAAGUGAUGACGUCCGCGUUAUUCUUGCUAGCAAAACAGCAACGGGUGUUGGUCUGAAUCUUACGGCGGCAAACCAUGUAUUGGUGGUUGAUCCGUGGUGGAACCCUGCUAUUGAAGAGCAGGCAGUUCAUCGCUGCUACCGUAUUGGUCAGAAAAAGCAUGUGCAUGUUACCCGCAUCAUUAUUGAAGACACCAUUGAACAGUACUGUUACGAGAUUUGCCAGAGGAAAAAAGAAUUUGGUGAUGCCAUCUUGCGGGCUGCAACCAAGGGAGAUUCCGGUGCGUCGAUGGCAGCUUCGAAACUCAAAGAACUGCUCUCUCGCCUAAAUUAUGUUCCCGAGAAGGUCACGACGAAGAUUAAGGGAACUGAGUGUGAUGUAGUGCAGUGA
Molecule: messenger RNA, 2247 nt
Organism: Trypanosoma rangeli
Lineage: Eukaryota; Euglenozoa; Kinetoplastea; Trypanosomatida; Trypanosomatidae
Product: putative DNA repair protein
Exons: 1
Coding region: 1-2247 (748 amino acids)
Molecular function (GO): ATP binding; ATP-dependent chromatin remodeler activity
Source: RefSeq, a predicted model, not a curated record